AUAUCAGUAAAGGCUAAAGGUGGAUUGUUGUCUCCAUAGUUCUUUCUGGGAGGAUGGCGGAGGACUCUGUAGUUCGUUUUAUCAAGGAGGAUUUGCCUAAAUGUGCAUUUCCCAUGUUUGAAGAUAUUCGAAGACAGGGGAAACUCUGUGAUGUUACACUGAAGGUUGGAGACAGGAAGUUCACAGCACAUCGGAUUGUCUUGGCUGCGAGUAUCCCAUAUUUCCAUGCCAUGUUUACACAUGACAUGGUAGAAUCAAAACAGAAUGAAAUUACAAUGCAAGGCAUCGAUCCCAGUGCUCUUGAGGCUUUGGUGAAUUUCGCUUACAAUGGCAGUGUAGAGAUUGACUCAAACAAUGUCCAGUCUCUGUUAGUCGGGGCCAGUUUCCUCCAUUUACAGUCAGUCAAAGAGGCUUGUUGUGAUUUCCUGAAAAAGAGUUUACAUCCAACAAAUGUUUUGGGGAUCCGCUCUUUUGGGGACCAGUUUAUGUGUCAGUCGUUGGUGGAGUACACAAAUAAGUAUAUACAGAAACAUUUCAAGGAGGUCAUGGCUAUGGAAGAGUUCCUGAAUCUCAACAAAGGAGAGGUUAUGGAGAUUAUAUCUCGAGACGAACUCAAUGUUCACUCUGAGGAACAGGUUUUUGAAGCUUUUCUGUCUUGGAUUAAAAAAGAUGAAGAGAAGAGGCGAUCAGCCAUGCCAGAGUUAAUGGUGAAAGUGAGGCUGCCUCUACUGACCCCGCAGUAUUUAUCUGAUCGAGUGGCAACUGAAGAUUUGGUCAAAAAUUGUCUGAAAUGCAGGGAUUUGUUAGAUGAAGCAAAGGACUAUCACCUGAUGCCAGAGAGGCGGUCCCUGAUGCAGACCUUUAAGACACGUCCACGAUGCUGUACAGAUGUACCGGGGUUAAUCUACGCAGUAGGUGGACUGACAUCCUCAGGUGAUUCAAUGAGUACUGUGGAAUGUUACGACCCAAUCACAAACAUAUGGAACUCUGCGGAGGAUAUGAAGACCGUGAGGAGUAGGGUGGGCGUGGCUGUGCUAAAUGGUAGACUAUAUGCUAUUGGUGGAUUUGAUGGAGAAGAAAGGUUGAGCACAGUGGAAGUGUUUCACCAGGGCAACAAAAAGUGGAAAAAAGUGGCGUCAAUGAACUGUAAGAGGAGUGCCUUAGGAGCAGUAGCUUUGAACAGGAAGCUGUAUGUGUGCGGGGGAUAUGAUGGUGUCUCCUCUCUGAAGACAGUGGAAGUUUAUGAUCCAGAGAAAGAUUUAUGGACCCUUCUGUCCAAUAUGUUGAAGCACAGGAGUGCUGCUGGGGUGGCAUUCCUAGACGGAGAGAUAUAUGCUUGUGGAGGGCAUGAUGGUCUCUCUAUAUUUGAUUCGGUAGAAAAAUAUAAUACAGCCACAAACACCUGGAGUUAUGUCACACCAAUGUUAACAAAACGCUGUCGAUUAGGAGUUGUCUCCCUUAACGGGAAGUUGUAUGCAGCAGGUGGGUAUGAUGGUUCGGUAUUCCUAAAUACAGUUGAGUGCUAUGACCCAGUCAAAGACUGUUGGACCUACAUCACCUCCAUGAGGGUUAGGAGGAGCCGGGUAGCCUUGGUGGCCACUUACGGAAAACUUUAUGCCAUUGGGGGGUAUGAUGGACUGGCCAAUCUGAAUUCCGUAGAAAUGUAUGACCCAGAAAAGGACACCUGGAAGUUUGUGCAAAGUAUGUGCGCACAUGAGGGAGGGGUUGGUGUAGGAGUUGUACCGGUGGAAGUUGAUCUUGAUUCAUGAUUGAUGUAAUAUGUGCCAUGUUGUUUGUACAGUUCAUAUUCUGAGAUUAGUUGAUGCAUUUGUUUAAGCUUACUAUGUUAAAACUGAAAGUUUUGUUUAUUAUGACCUGUAUAUUAGAUGUAAAUAAAAGUUAAAAAUUGUGGUACAAAUUUAUUAAACAUUAAAUGGUUUAAAAUGGAAUUAGGUAGUUGAUCUUUUUCUCUGUUUUUGAGUGUGUGUUGCAGCUAAAACAGUGAACAGCAAACUAAAAAAAAAAAUUCUCCUACAUGUACAUAAAAUUUUGUAUAUGAGCGUAUGUUUAUUGUUCAAAUUAUGCAUUUAAUAUUUGAAAGCAUUUUUCUUGCUUAUUUACAACAUGUAAAUUUUAAACAUUCUCACUGUAAGACAUAAAAACUGGUAAGAGAUAUACAGCUGUAUAUGGUUACUUUUAAAAGAUCUUUAAUUGA
Messenger RNA from Saccostrea echinata, 2215 nucleotides. Its product is annotated as kelch-like protein 18. The coding region runs from base 54 to 1769 and encodes 571 amino acids. The record is from RefSeq and is a predicted model, not a curated record. The transcript has 11 exons. Gene Ontology annotation, molecular function: protein binding. Lineage: Eukaryota; Metazoa; Mollusca; Bivalvia; Ostreida; Ostreidae.